GUUCUCAGAUAAAUGCAUUCCAGCCCUGGUUUGUCACGAAGGAAAAAUAAAAACUUUUAAUACAGAUAAAUAGGAUACAAAUAAAACGGGAUGAGUGAGACUGCGGUAGAUGGAGAGGUGGAGGAGAGAAUGGUGGCCAACAACAAAAUCCACUUCUCCAAAGAGGUGAAGCAGGUCAUCGACAAGGUUCUCAAAACAGAUGAUCCAAUGGAUGCGCCGGAUUUCAAUACCGUAGACUACAUCAACCAGCUCUUUCCUAAUGAACAAUCGCUAGCCGGGAUUGAUGAGACCAUUCAAAAGAUGCAGUGUGAGGUGUCACUAAUUGACGACAAUAUCCGAUCUGUGGUUCGUGGUCAGACGAAUACCGGUCAGGAUGGUCAGUUGGCAUUGACUGAAGCCCAGAAAGUUAUUAGCUCCCUGUUCAGCCACAUCAUCGACGUAAAGACCCGGGCUGAGCGCACCGAGGAGAUGGUCAAGGAGAUUACUCGGGACAUUAAGCAACUAGAUUGCGCCAAGCGCAACCUCACCGCUGCGAUUACUUCGCUGAAUCACCUGCACAUGUUGGUGGGCGGAAUCGAAAGCCUAAACAAGCUGAUUGAACGUCGAUCCUAUGGGGAAAUCCUUAAUCCCUUGCAGGCUAUAACGGAAGUGAACCAGCACUUUCAGCAGUUCUCCGACAUUGAUGAAAUCAAGAAUCUCUCUCAGAGCGUGGACAAAAUACAGGUUACCCUAGCGCAACAAAUCACUGAAGAUUUCAAGGAAGCCUUCGCCUCGAAGCCUUCGGCACAAAACCAGCAUAGGUUGGGACUUAAUCAGCUGGCAGACGCCUGCAAAGUGAUGUCUGUGCUGGAUCCAAAGGUGAAGAAAGAGCUGCUUAAAUGGUUUAUUGCUCAACAGUUGGAGGAGUACACCCACUUGUUCCAUGAGAACCAGGAUAUUGCCUGGUUGGACAAGAUCGACAAACGUUACGCUUGGCUUAAGCGUCAUUUGUUGGACUUUGAGGACAAGUAUGGGCCGGUAUUUCCCCUUGAUUGGGAGGUCUCAGAGCGAAUUACAGUCGAGUUUUGCCGACAGACGCGUGAACAGCUAGCACAGAUAAUGGCCAAACGCACCAACGAGAUCGAUGUAAGACUACUUUUGUUCGCCAUUAACAAGACGCAGGCUUUCGAGCAGCUACUCUCCAAACGCUUCACGGGAAUAACUCUUGGAGCCAAGCCCACGGAGCAAGCAAGAGUCCUUACAGAGCCGACGACAACGGAAACUGCUCUGGCCAUAACAGUCUUUCACGACCAAAUCGGACAAUGCUUUAAGUCGCACCUGGACAUAUACAUACGUAGCAUUGACCGGAAUCUUUCAGAGUUAAUGGAUAAGUUCGUGGAGAUGUCUCGGGAACCGUAUAAGUUUGCCGAGGCCAAGACUACCGUAUACCCAAGUUCGGGCGAUCUUUUCGUCUUUUAUAAAAAGUGCAUGGUACAGUGCAACCAGCUAAGCAACGAGCAGCCCAUGUACGAUCUCGCCCUUGUGUUCAAAAAAUAUCUGCGGGAAUACGCUUCCAAAGUGCUCGAGGGUAGCACACCGAAGCUGGUGCCAGCCACCACUGGUAGCUCCAUCGGCAAGAGCGUUUCAUUGCUAACGCGAGACAUGCAGAAUUUGUCCACUGCCGCUGGCCAGGUGUUCCAUAACUUUCUCAAGGAGGGCGACACUCAACGUUUCUCAAGAGAUGACUUAGUGCGCAUCUGCUGCGUUUUGACCACCGGUGAGUACUGCCUAGAGACUGUUCAGCAACUAGAGGAUAAGCUGAAGGAGAAGGUGACGUCUGCCUAUGUGAGUAAGAUUGAUAUGAGCGAGGAAAAGGAUGUGUUUCAUCGGAUCAUAUCCAACUGCAUCCAGCUUCUGGUCCAGGAUCUUGAAGCUGGCUGCGAGGCCUCGCUGCAGGCGAUGGCCAAGGUGCAGUGGCAGCAUAUUAAUAACGUGGGCGAUCAGAGCGCCUUCAUCAGCAGUCUCUGCGGAAAUUUCAAGCAGACAGUGCCAACUAUUAGAGACACACUAGCAAGUUCGCGCAAAUACUUCACGCAGUUUUGCCAUCGCUUCGUGGCUGCUUUUAUACCGAAGUUCAUCAACGUCCUGUACCGCUGUAAACUUACGCUUUCGGAUGGAUCCAAUAAUGUACUUGGCUGUGAGCAGCUUCUUUUGGACACCCAUUCUCUGAAGACGGCACUUUUAGAGCUACCUUCGGUGGGAUCGAGCGUAAACCGAAAGGCCCCGACUAGCUACACAAAGGUAGUGGUUAAGGACAUGACGCGGGCCGAGAUGAUCAUCAAAGUGGUGAUGACACCAGUCCAACCGCCAGCGCACUUCACCCAGCAAGUACUUAAACUUCUUCCCGACAUCACCAUUGCCGAAUACCAAAAAAUUCUGGAUAUGAAAGCGGUCAAGCGGGUGGAUCAGCUGCAGUUGAUCGAUCUGUUCAAGCACACGGCUUCAGCAGCGGCUGUUAGUGGCCUAAUAGAGGCAACUGCUGGAGAUGAAGAUAUCAAAGCAACCGAUACUACAGCCGUAUCAUCCGUGACGACGGACGACGCUGAACCUUCCACAGGAGCAACUGAUUCCAGCACAGUGGUAGCGACAACGGCAUCUUCUUCCACACCCAAACGAGCCUUUAUUUUCAGCGUAGGAAGCUUUACAGGUAGUGCAGAUAAAAACGCCGAUGGCAGCUCCCAGACGGGCAUCCGGAAGCUGGAGAAUCUCCUAAAAAAGCGUUUUCCAUAGGGCAAACUAUAUUCACCAAUCAUUCCACUGAGUUCGCUUUAGUUUACAAUAUUCGUGAAUGCUUGUUUAUUUAUUUAUUAAGUCUAUUUGGUUUAAAUGGUCUACUAGGUUUGUAGACAAAAAAUUACAGAAUUAACUCUGUAGUUAUGUAUUAUUUUCAAUCCAUCCAAUUUUAAAUAAAUACCAGACUUAUUUUCAAU
Molecule: messenger RNA, 2969 nt
Organism: Drosophila eugracilis
Lineage: Eukaryota; Metazoa; Arthropoda; Insecta; Diptera; Drosophilidae
Gene: Vps53
Product: vacuolar protein sorting-associated protein 53 homolog
Exons: 4
Coding region: 91-2769 (892 amino acids)
Biological process (GO): retrograde transport, endosome to Golgi
Cellular component (GO): GARP complex
Source: RefSeq, a predicted model, not a curated record